AUGUCAAGCGCCGCCUGUGAUUGGCUGGCACACGUGCUGCCCCUGCUGGAUACGCAAGCUCUCAAUUUCCUCCUGAAUAUCCUCACAUCCGGUACCGUUGCCUCAGCGCCAGUAUAUACUCCACCGGUCCAGCAACUCGCCCUAGCCGCAACUCUCCUCAUACACCCUUCCACCACCACGCGCGCGAAAACAACCGAGGAGGAAGAAGCACCCCUGGCCGCUUUACGUCUGCUUCGACUGACCAAAACCCUCGUCGGACCCAUCUCUUCGAAGCUCAGCGUCGCAUUCUCUUUCAACAAACCUGACUUCCCCCGCCAUACAAGACGACGUCCUGUGGCAGAAGACAUCCCCCCUCCCUCGGAUCUAUCUUCCGAGGAUACGAAACCCUUGAACUUAGAUCUCGGCCAGUCGCUUUCCUUGUGGUCCAACGCAGAAGACUUCUGGCAUGUCGUUGGUUGGGCGUUCAACUGUUCUGUCCGCCAUCGCCCCCGCUGGACGUGGUGGCAGGUCUGGCUUGAAUACAUGUGUGAUGUUCUGGAGAGUGAUUGGAACGAACGGUUUCGACAGUACAAGGAGGCUCACACCGGUAACGCCAUUAGCGAACAGGGACCACCACCCUCCCCAAAGAAAGGUCGACGGAAAAAAAUGCAUCAUGACGAUGACCCAGCCCUCCAUAUCCUCAGAGAAAGCCUCAUAUUCCGUUACAUCCACGGAGCUAGCACCACAUACGGUCCAUACCGGCGCAUCGUCCGCUCCAUCUUUGCAGACGGUGGCUCGACCUCUCGCAAUGAGUUUCGCGAAGUCUUCGACAAUGAACUCAAAUACGCACAAGCACACACCUCCACCAGCAGAAAGCGCAGUGCGCAGGUCAACAUCGAUGAGAACGAGUUCGGUGACUACCUCACGGACGAUGAUCCGGUCGAGGAUGGAGAAUGUGACAACGAAAACAAGGAUACCGAUGAGACGAACGCCAAUUUUGAAGGUGAGGUAUAUCCAUCUGAUUCAAACACCAGCAGGACCAAACGUGCCCGGGAGAAAGCUACCCCUCGCCGGGCACCCCAGCCCAAGCGCAGAGGCAAAUCACUAGCCCUUGGCCCCAACGGCAUCAACACACCCCCCGGCCCAUACGGCGGCUCUGCCCCAAGCAGCAAAUUUGGCGCUCGUGUACCCAUCGAAGAGCUCCCCACCAAACACAUCCCCUACAUGCACGGCGAUGUCGGCUUUUACGGAGGCAUGCGCUCGCUCGGUCUCCGACAACGACUCCUACAACUCCUCUCAACCGUCUCCCAAUACCUCCCCGACGACUUCAUCCCCCUCGAAGACCUUUACCAUCUCUACGCCGAAAACAUCCGUCACCUGCCCCUCCCCGUCUUCCAAGCCUUCAUCAGCCCCUCCACCCUCCCUUACCUCUCCGGGCCUGCCAAAACCACCCUCUGCGAAUUCCUCCUUUUUCGCAUGCGCGAGUCCGCCGCCCCCGACAGCGACGAGGAAUAUCUCAACCAAGCCAAACUGGAACAAUGCUUUCUACCCUACGCGGCCAGCACAAAGUCCAUAGCCGACAAUACCAAGGUCUCCAUUGCCUUGGAGUCACUGAUCAUCCUCCUCGCCGAUAAUGGCAUGCUAAGCGUCACGAAGAGUCUGCGAGAAGCAGUUCAUAAGGGCGUUAAUCGCCGAUUCGACCGGUCCGAAUACCAAUCGAAGAAAUAUGUUCAGGAGGCCUAUAGGUGGGCGGAUGAUAUCGAGCGAGCAUGGCUAGAGGAGAGUGCGGAGCGAUUGUAUUUCCUCGUGCAGAUCAUUCUGCCCUUCGAGGGUAAUGCCACUGCUGCAUGA
Aspergillus niger is the source of this 1830-nucleotide messenger RNA. RefSeq lists its product as uncharacterized. The record is from RefSeq and is a predicted model, not a curated record. The coding region runs from base 1 to 1830 and encodes 609 amino acids. Lineage: Eukaryota; Fungi; Ascomycota; Eurotiomycetes; Eurotiales; Aspergillaceae. The transcript is spliced from 2 exons.